UAGUUGACUGAACUAUUCUUACGAUGCUGAACAUUAUGGGGAUGUCAGCACCCUUGGCAGUAAAGUCACGGAUUUCAAGCGAAGAACAUGUUGUUUAUGUCUUUUUAAUUUGCACGUUCAAUUAGCCGACAGAUCUUUACUGCUUCAAGAACAACUGUAAGUAGUUGUGCUGUUUCUCCUCCUCCCCUCCACUCACUCCCCGAGGAGACGAUUCACCUCGUCCUACGCACUUUCUCCAUAUCUUCAUAUCUUUCGCUGUUCUUCCCUGAAACAAUACUCGUAUCUCCUAGCAGACAAGAGCCAGUCGUCGUCUAAACUGUUUCAGUGCAAGAAGGACAUCACCCCAGUUUUUUCAUGUCACCGCUGGACCGAAGUUUACAGAAAUGGGAAUACAUUAUGGGCGCUGGUGGGAACGCAUCUUGAUUUUGGCCACUGUGUUGACGUCACCUGCAUUCACCUUGCGGGCCUGAGUAAGAGGCAGAUGCGUCUGUGCGUGCGCAGCCCCGAUGUGACGGCCUCCGCUUUGCAGGGCAUCCAGGUGGCGCUACACGAGUGUCAGCACCAACUGCGGGACCACCGCUGGAACUGCUCCUCGCUGGAGAGCCAUGGCAAACUGCCCCUGCAGAGCCCUAUCCUCAGCCGCGGGUUCCGGGAAAGCGCGUUCUCUCUGGCACUGAUGGCAGCGGGUGUGGCCCACUCAGUGACGUCAGCUUGCAGUCUGGGAAAGUUGAGGGGGUGUGGCUGUGAGGCCAAGCGUCGCCUUGACGACAACAGGAUCCUCCUGAAGCUCCGGGAGUUGCAGCACCAGGCCGUGCAGAGGGGUGGCAGGGGGGCCCGCGGGGGGCAGCUACGCCCCUUCCAGCUCCAUUACCAGAAUUUCCACUCUUUUGACUCCCUGCUGGAGGAGGGCCCUUCCUCACAGGACACCUGGGGGUGGAGCGGCUGCAGCCAAAACGCCCACUUCGGCGAACGCUUCUCCCGUGAUUGGCUGGACCCCCGGGAGUCAUCGCGCGACAUUCACGCCCGCAUGAGGAUGCACAACAACCGCGUGGGCCGCCAGGUUGUGGCAGACAACAUAAAGAGGAAGUGUAAGUGUCAUGGCACAUCAGGCAGUUGCCAGUUCAAGACCUGCUGGUAUGCCACGCCCGAGUUCCGGCUAGUGGGCGCCAUGCUGCGAGAGAAGUUCAGUUCCGCCGUCUUCGUCAACUCGCAGAACAAGAACAGCGGCGCCUUCAACCCCCAGCCCAGGGCCGGGGCUAAGAGGCAAGGGCAGGGGCGGGGCCGAGGACCGGGCGGGGCAGGAUUUGGGAGGGGCCGGGGCAGGCGCCCACACCUGUCCCGCGACCUGGUCUACUUUGAGAAGUCGCCGGACUUCUGCGAGCAGGAGGCGAGGGUGGACUCCCCGGGCACGCAGGGCCGGGUCUGUAAUAAGACCAGCCUGCACACAGAGGGCUGCGGCUCGCUCUGCUGCGGCCGAGGCCACAACGUGCUGAGGCAGACCCGCAGCCAGCGCUGCAACUGCCAGUUCCACUGGUGCUGCUACGUCAUGUGCCAGGAGUGCCGCGUCACCGAGUGGGUCAACGUCUGCAAGUGAGCCGUCCACGCACUGCCCGCCAUUUCAGGUGCCCCCACAAACAGGAUACAGCAAAGGGCGUAUCCCUCCCCGCGGUGAUAUACUGUGGGUGUGCGGUGAGCAGGUGACACAGAGGCCAGGACCCAUCCAGAAAUCAAACAACAUAUAUAUCUAACUUUCUUAAAUUGUGUAACUCUGUGAAAAAUGAAAAAUGCAUUGAGUGUAAAGCCGACUUGAUAAAGUAGCUGGAAAGUUGUGGUUUGUUGGAGGGGGUGAAGUAAUAAAAGUGCGUUUGAAAUGCUCUAAAAAUAAUACAAAAACAUAAGCAGAAAUUCUAACCUUACACAACCUUACUGCUAAGUGCAAGGCCCGAGAAGUUGCUAACUAAACAUUCUUCCUGUUUCAAAUAGAAAGCCCACCUGCCUCCACUCCACAGGGGAAAAGCAGAGAAAGAUGUGUGGUGGCAGCUAGUGUCUGAACAGUCUCCACUGUAUGCUGGUUGUUUUUCACUAUCAAAACUACUAUUUCUGAUGCUUUUAGCCAAAUAAGAUCUCUGUUGGCCCCUUAGCAAAAAAAAAAGCAUCUAUUUCUCUGCUCUGAUUUUACCUCAUAUACACAGCUCAGGCCCCACCACCUGAGUCUCUGUCUGCUUCAUCUAUUAUCUAUUUGUAUGUAUUUCCUGUCUUGAGAUUAAUAUUCCCUCCCCUGGUGAUGUUGUUCUCAAAAUGCCAAGGAUCUGUUUGAAUCCCUGGGCCUUCUGAACUGUGACAGGCCUUACCUCCUUCAUGUCUAAAACAGACAACAGGAGCACACAGACCUGUAAAAAACAAAACAGU
Conger conger (European conger) is the source of this 2409-nucleotide messenger RNA. RefSeq names its product protein Wnt-10b-like. The coding region runs from base 482 to 1594 and encodes 370 amino acids. Gene Ontology annotation, cellular component: extracellular region. Gene Ontology annotation, molecular function: frizzled binding; cytokine activity. The transcript is spliced from 4 exons. NCBI's taxonomy places the organism in Eukaryota, Metazoa, Chordata, Actinopteri, Anguilliformes, Congridae. Gene Ontology annotation, biological process: neuron differentiation; multicellular organism development; canonical Wnt signaling pathway. The record is from RefSeq and is a predicted model, not a curated record.